AUGGUACGACAUGUAAAUAUGAAAUCCAUGGUAUUUUGUUACACAAGCACGUCUCUAUGCCUGUUUUAACAACGUUCAGUUCAAUGAGAAACGUAUUACGUUUAUUUUCAAGUUUCAAACAAUGCGAAAGAUUUUCUUUGAUUACGGAAGACUAUUUUUACUUAAUUGUCAAUUCCUGUUAACGGAAGUUAUGAAUCUUACUCUAGCGCGAGUGUAUUUCGAUGCACGUGGGCCAAGCAGGUGUCCAAAUGGGCAACGCUUGUUGGGAAUUGUAUUGUCUCGAACAUGGAAUUCAACCGGAUGGAACGAUACCAUCAGACAAAGUAUCCGGGACAAACGAUUGUUUCAAUACAUUUUUCAACGAGACCAGUUCUGGCAAAAUGGUACCGCGUGCUGUGAUGGUCGAUCUAGAGCCCACAGUCGUUGACGAAGUAAGGAUAGGCCGUUACAAGCAAUUGUACCAUCCUGAACAAUUAAUCACGGGUAAGGAAGAUGCUGCAAACAAUUACGCACGCGGUCAUUAUUCCAUCGGUAGAGAAGUGAUCGACUCUGUAAUGGAUCGAGUGAGAAGGUUGACGGAUCAGUGCACUGGACUUCAAGGAUUCUUUGUCUUUCAUUCGUUCGGAGGGGGUACCGGGUCAGGAUUCACCUCGUUACUUAUGCAAAAGCUAUCCGACGAUUACGGGAAAAAGAGCAAAUUAGAAUUUGCCGUAUACCCGGCACCGCAAGUAUCUACCGCUGUUGUGGAACCAUACAAUGCAGUUCUCACUACUCACACUACGAUCGGUCAUUCAGAUUGCGCGUUUAUGGUGGACAACGAGGCGAUUUAUGAUAUUUGUAGACGGAAACUCGGUAUCGAACGACCUUCGUAUGCGAAUCUGAAUCGUCUUAUCAGCCAAGUGGUGUCGUCGAUAACCGCCUCCCUGAGAUUCGAUGGUGCGCUGAAUGUAGACCUAACGGAAUUUCAAACGAACUUAGUGCCGUAUCCUAGGAUUCACUUUCCACUAGCGACGUAUGCCCCAGUGGUGUCAUCUGAUAAAGCCUUUCACGAGGGGAUGUCCGUAGCGGAGAUAACGUCCGAAUGUUUCGAGGCGUCCAAUCAAAUGGUCAAGUGCGAUCCUCGCGAAGGAAAAUACAUGGCGUGCUGCCUGCUUUAUCGCGGGGAAGUGGUGCCAAAGGAUGUGAACGCCGCGAUUGCGGCGAUGAAGAGGAAAAGUUGUAUACGCUUUGUCGAUUGGUGUCCGACCGGUUUUAAAGUCGGCAUCAAUUAUCAGCCACCUACCGUUGUGCCUGGUGGAGACCUUGCCAAGGUACAAAGGGCGGUCUCAAUGUUGUCGAAUACAACAGCUAUCGAGGAGGCCUGGUCUAAAUUAAAUUAUAAGUUCGAUCUUAUGUAUCAUAAGCGAGCAUUCGUUCAUUGGUACGUUGGCGAAGGUAUGGAAGAAGGAGAGUUUGCAGAGGCGCGUGAUGAUCUCGCCGCAUUGGAGAGAGAUUACGAGGAAGUCGCACUUGAGUCGUCAACCACACCAGAUGCUUCGUUGGAAUAUUAA
Molecule: messenger RNA, 1550 nt
Organism: Heterotrigona itama
Lineage: Eukaryota; Metazoa; Arthropoda; Insecta; Hymenoptera; Apidae
Source: the annotation of a GenBank genome assembly